AUGACUGUGUUGUUACUGGUGCAGUUUUCCCAUAGCGCAGCUCCACCUGGAGAUGAGAUUGUGGCGGCCACCAUCCACCUGGACCAUCUGAACAAGGACGAGGUUCUGAGCAUCCUGAAGGUCCUGGAGCCGUACGACAACAACAUGAAGGUCCUGACCAAGAAGGAGCUCGGGGGCAGCGCCGGCCUCGGGUUUGACGGGAAUCUGAAUUUGGACAAAUCUCUGGGAGCAUCGGCUGAAGUUCCGUCUGUGUCUGUGAACGGCCUGAACCUCAAAGCCGACAGUGGACUGAGCGGAGGACUCGGAGGACUCGGAGGAGGACUCGGAGGAGGACUCGGAGGAGGACUCGGAGGAGGACUUGAAGGAGGACUAGGAGGAGGACUCGGCGGAGGACUCAAGACCCCAACCCUCAAUGGGGACUUACCAGGUCUAAGUCUCUCUGGUCCAGACUUGAAAACUCCAGACCUGAGGGCGAAUCUGUCCGGUCCAGACCUGAAGACCCCAGACCUGAGGGCGAAUCUGUCCGGUCCAGACCUGAAGACCCCAGACCUGAACCUGAACGGAGACUUCAACGCCCCCAGUGCCUCCUUGGAUCUGAAUGCUCCUAACGUAAACACGAGUGGGCUCAACUUUAAGGCCCCGAAGUUCACCAUGCCCAGUUUCAACCUGCCUCCGAUCACCGCUCCGGACGCAGAUCUGGAUCUUUCAGGAGACAUUGCCGUUCCUAACGUCAGCGCCGAUGUCAAAACGCCGGAUGUGAACUUCAGCGCUCCAGGUGUCAAUGUAAAAGCUCCAAACUUAGACCUAAACGGGCCCAAGGUUAACGUGAACGGCCCAGAUUUGAACGCAGAAGCCCCUGAUUUGAACAUAUAUGCUCCUCACGGUGGAAUCAAAUGGCCUCAUCUGAAAAAGAAAGCCAAAGUUAAAAUCCCAGACGCUAGUUUAGACGUAGAGGGACCUAAAGUAGACGCUCCGAAAGUCGACGCGAAACUGGACGGUGAUUUGGGAGGGGGGAGGAGCUGGCCACAUCUGAGGCUGAAGAAACCGAAAGGGCCCAAACUCGAUGUAGACGCAGACGCCGAUCUGAACUUAAGCGCUCCCAAACUCGAAACAAACCUGGAAGCGCCAAAUGCAGAUUUAGAUCUUCCAGAUGCUGAGAUUAAAUGUCCAGAUGUAACCAUGGAGAAGCAUGCAGGCAUAAACUGGCCGCAUUUGAAUUGGAAAAAACCCAAAAUGCCAAAAGCUGAUCUGAAAGCGGAUAUUAACCCGCCAGACGCAGACCUCUCACUCCCCAAAAUCGACGGCGAAUUAAACGGAGCAAAACUUGACGUAGAUCUACCAAAAGCCGAUCUCGACGCUAAAGUUGAUGGUCCAAAAAUAAAAUUCCCAACGCUGAAAAAGCCCAAGUUUAAGAUUUCAGGUCCCGACGUUAAAACUCCAGAACUUGACACGGAUUUGACAGCGGAUUUGCCCGACGCAAAUGUUACCGUAGAUUUACCGAAAGCUGAUUUAGACGUGAACGCGCCAAAACUAGAUGCAGACAUAGAGGGACCUGACGUCAAAACAAAAUGGUGGAAGAAAUUUGGAACUUGGAAGAAAAAAGACAUAGACAUAGACGCGGAUGCAAAAUUGCCAAACAUCGACGGAGAUGUUAAAAUCGACACGCCGGACAUUAACGCCGAUUUGAAAGCUCCGAGCGUUGACAUAGAUACGCCAGAUGUUGACAUAGGCACACCAAAAGGAGGUAUAAAAUUCCCAAAACUCAAACUGCCGAAGGCUAAGGCCAAAGUGAAGACCCCUGAUAUCGACGGAGAUUUUAGCGCGAAUGUUGACGCCCCAAAUUUGGAACUGAACGCGCCGGAUUUGAACCUAAACGGAAAUCUAGGCACGCCAGAUGUUGACGUUAACUUACCGAAAGCAGACCUGAACGCGGAAUUACCAACGGCUGACGCUAAAAUUAAGUCUCCGAAAAUGAAGUGGUUUAAGUUUGGGCACACCGGUCCGAGGGUGAAAGCAGACGCCGAUGUGAAAGCGCCGAACAUCGACGCAGACUUAAACGCGCCAAAUCUGAGCCUGGAUUUGCCCGACGGUAAAAUCGACGGGCCAGAUUUGGACCUCAACUUGAACGCGCCCAAAAUUGAUGCAGAUUUGAAGGCGCCGAAGCUAGAAACCGGAUCUCCAGAUAUCGGCGGGAAAAUUAAGUUUCCAAAGAUGAAAUGGCCAAAACCGAUCCACAAAACGCCGAGUUUAGACGUGGACGCUAGUUUGCCCAAAGCGGAUUUGUCAGGUCCAGAUCUGAGCAUAAGAACCCCUGAGGUGGAUCUGGACGCGCCUAAACUCGAAGGAGGACUCAGCGCUCCAGACCUGGAUUUAAACGCACCAAACGUAGAUCUUAAAGGUCCAGAUCUUGACGCUGACGCUCCGUCUGGAAAAUUCAAACUGCCGAAGCUAAAAUGGCCAAAACCUAAAUCUAUUGACGCAGAUCUGGAAGCACCAGAUUUGAACGUGAAGGCUCCAGAUCUUAACCUUGACGCUCCCAAAUUAGAUGCGGAUAUAAGUGCGCCGGAUUUGAGUUUAAACGCGCCAAAUGUAGAUGUUAAAACUCCUGAUCUUGACCUUGAUGCUCCUUCUGGAAAAUUCAAACUGCCGAAGCUAAAAUGGCAGAGAACGAAAACGAUCGACGCAGAUUUGGACGUGGGAACUCCAGAUGUCGAUGUAAACGCGCCAGAUUUGAACCUUCAGGCGCCCAAACUCGAAGGAGAAUUCAGUGCUCCUGAUUUAGCCUUAAAUGCACCUAAAGUAGACGCUGAUCUUGACGCUCCAAAAUUCAAAUUACCAAAAAUAAAAUGGCCGAAACACAAAACUAACAUCGAUGCGGAUCUGGAAGCUCCCGAUUUGAGCGUCAAGUCCCCUGAUCUCAAACUAGACGCACCAGAUAUUGACGGUAAAUUUUCAGCGCCGGAUUUGAGUUUAUCUGCACCAAACGUUGACCUAGAAGCACCAGAUUUAAACGUAGACACUCCAAAGGUCGACUUCAAACCACCAGCAGGGGGCAUCAAACUUCCCUCGUUCAAUUUACCAAAAUUUAACUUGGGAAAACCCAAAGUUGACGGAGGUUUGAACGUCGAUACGCCUGAUUUUGAUAUAAAUUCUCCAAAAACAAAUAUCGAUCUUCCAAAUUUGUCCGGUCCAAAUCUUGAUGCUGAUUUGGAUGCAGGAUUUUCGGCUCCAAAAUUCAACGCAAAUCUUCCAUCUUUAAGAAGCCCUGAUCUUGAUUUGAGUUUACCCAAAGCGGAAGUAAAUGCUCCAGGUUUCUCUCUUCCCAAAGCGAGCAUAGGCGGACCAAAUCUCGAUCUGAACGCUCCCGACAUCGACGCAAACCUGUCAGCUCCAAAACUAAACGCUGACCUGAAGUCGCCUGAUCUUUCGCUCCCGUCCGCAGACCUUAGAGCCGACGUAUCCGCUCCGAACGUCGACGUAAAAGCGCCGAACGUCGACACAACUCUCGGCGAUUUCAAACUCCCUCACUUCAAAAUGCCCUCGCUGAGUCUGUCCAGUCCCGACGUCGAGACCCCGAGCGUUGACACUUCGCUCAACGCCGGUUUAGAUGCUCCUAAGGUGGACCUGAGUCUGCCCUCUGCUGGUGCAAACGUGUCCGCACCUUCUGUAGAUGUUAAAGCUCCAACGUUUGAAGCGAACCCGCCGGACAUCGACGCUAAAGUAGAUGCUGAGAAGCCCAAACUGAACUUUAAGAUUCCGAAACUUUUUGGCAAAUCAAAAAGCACGGACGUAGAUUUGAACGCCGACUUACCCAAAGUAGAAGGAGAAAUUAACGCUCCUGAAUUUAAAGCGAACGUUGACGCCGGCGUAGACGCAGAGGCGAAAGGUUCGAAGCUGAAAUGGCCGUUUAAGUGGGGUUUAAAGUCCAACGAAGACGAAGGGAGCGGCGCCGAGUCGGACCUAGAAAUCGCCGACACCGAAGUGGAGGUCCCCGCUUUCGUUUUCCACAAAUUACCCGCGAGUCAGAGGGACAGUUUCGGAAUCAUGGAUAGUCUGAGCAUUGCGAGUCGCGACAUUGAAAACAAAGAUUUCAUAGUCAGCAAAGGAAUCCGUCUCCCUUACUUAAACACCACGGCCAAAACGGGAGAGAAGGUGGACAUCUCGGAGCGUCUGAAGUUGGCGAGGGAGAAAUCGUCGUCGGUUAGCACGUCGCCCACGGAUUCGACCGUGGAUCUGAACCUGGGCGGAGGGGGGGCCGGCGUCGGAGCGGAGGGCGGCGGCGGCGUGGGAGGGUCCGUUUUGGGUUUGAUAAGUCCGAGCGACAGCACAGACGAGGACAAGAAGCUCUCUGUGGGGCUCACAAACAUGCUCGGGCUGAACAUCGAGUGAUCGGGUCGGCGAACGUUUGAGAAGGGAACGGAAAAUGAAAAGAAUGGGGCGGUUUUAGGAAAGUGAGCAAAGAACGCGAGACUUUAAGGGUUUUAAAGAAUCUAAAUGUGGUCAGGUUUGGUAAAAGGUGAGAGGAAAGUUGUUUUAGAGCUUUUUUUUUAUAUAUAUAUUUUUGCCCCAUAUUAACGCUAUUAUUUACCUUAAGUAUAAAAGAAGUUAUGGUCAUUUUUAAGAUCCUAUAUUUUGUUAAAUGUUCUUUUUUUUUAACCACUUUUUGUGUUUGUUUAAUCCCAUUUUGACCUUUUAACCAAUAUAUUAAGGUGUAAAACAGGAAAAACAUUUACAAAAUUCUCCAAAAUACUUAAUUCUGGACUUGGUUGUUCAAUUUUAAAGAGGAAGUGUCCUGCAACAUCAACUUUUACCACAGUGAAUAAGUGUAAUACUCCCUCUUUAAUACCAUAAAACCAAAUAAAUCCCUUUUUAAAACUUUAUUUUUUAAAACUUACACUGCAGAUUGUAAAUACGAGCACAGUUUUGAACCAUCGAUCACCGACAAAACAAACCUUUUAUUUUAUUAUCUGAGUAUUUGUUUAUUAUGUUUAUUAUUAUUUGUUUAAAUGUAAAAAUCCUUUUUCACAUCGUCUGAAGUGUCUCGCUGGAGGAACUUCAGGUUCAUGGUUUUCUGUGUAAAUGUGUGUGUGUGUGUGUGUGUAAAUGUGUGUGUGUGUGUGUGUGUGUGUGUGUGUGUGUGUGUGUGUUAUAUUCUCCAACAGUUUCAUAAAUCUGUCCCAUCACCAAAUCUUCAACCAACAAAGGAGAAACAUUCUUCCGUCGCUGAACGUUUCUCUGAUCUGAUCAAGAUUUUAAAACUUACAUCAUCAGGUUCUUUAUGUUGUUUUCAGAUUUAUGCUUCUGAGACGCUUCAUUCUCGUUUAUUUUUUAGAUAAUUUGUCAAGUAAAAGGAUCUUGCAGCACGACCACGACGUUUAAGUCAUUUUCAGAUAGAUUGAAGUGUUUAUAUUUUAUAUUCUGCCAAAUUUGUCCAAGCUUUUUUUUGCAGUGAUGAAGAAUUUAUCCAAAAGAAGAAAAAGCAAAACUUAAAGGAAACAACAAGCCACAUUAGCAGAGUAGUGAAGUUUACUUUUAAAAUGUAAUCCCCUACAGAUUACAGAUUACACACCCCAACAUGUAGUUUGUAACAUAAUCCA
This is a messenger RNA of Boleophthalmus pectinirostris (great blue-spotted mudskipper), 5597 nucleotides long. RefSeq names its product neuroblast differentiation-associated protein AHNAK. The transcript is spliced from 3 exons. The record is from RefSeq and is a predicted model, not a curated record. NCBI's taxonomy places the organism in Eukaryota, Metazoa, Chordata, Actinopteri, Gobiiformes, Gobiidae. The coding region runs from base 1 to 4389 and encodes 1462 amino acids. Gene Ontology annotation, cellular component: nucleus; cytoplasm. Gene Ontology annotation, biological process: regulation of RNA splicing.